AUGCCUCGAUAUGCUCAGAUAGUAAUGGGUCCCGCAGGGAGCGGUAAGAGUACCUACUGCGCUACGAUGAUCCAGCAUUUUGAGUCUUUGAACCGUUCUGUCCAAGUGGUCAAUCUCGACCCUGCUGCUGAACAUUUUGACUAUCCUGUAAUGGCAGACAUUCGUGAACUCAUUCAGGUUGAUGACGUGAUGGAGGAUCCAUCUCUUAGAUUUGGCCCCAAUGGCGGUCUGGUCUUCUGCAUGGAAUACUUUGCCAACAACUUUGACUGGCUGGAAGAAGCCCUGGGUCACGUCGAAGAUGACUACAUCCUGUUUGACUGCCCAGGUCAGAUUGAGCUGUAUACUCACCUACCUAUCAUGAGGCAGCUGGUGGAACAGCUCCAGCAGUGGGAGUUUCGGGUGUGUGGAGUCUUUCUAGUUGAUUCACAGUUCAUGGUGGAAUCUUUUAAGUUCAUUUCAGGAGUCAUGGCGGCCCUGAGUGCCAUGGUGUCAUUGGAGAUUUCCCAAGUAAACAUCAUGACAAAAAUGGAUCUGCUCAGUCCAAAAGCCAAGAAAGAAAUUGAACAGUACCUUGACCCUGAUAUGUACUCAAUGAUGGGAGAUAACUCUGAUGCCAUUAGAAGUAAGACGUUCAAGAAGCUGACCAAAGCUAUUUGUGAACUGAUUGAUGACUACAGUUUGGUGAGAUUUUUGCCUUUCGACCGCACGGACGAGGAAGGUAUCAACAUAGUACUGCAACAUAUUGAUUUCUCUAUACAGUAUGGAGAGGAUUUGGAAGUCAAGGAACCGAAGGAAACUGGAGAAGACCCUGAUGACAUGAAUUAUGAUGAGUUUUUCCAAGGGCAAGUGGAAAGCUGA
Nerophis lumbriciformis (worm pipefish) is the source of this 858-nucleotide messenger RNA. The record is from RefSeq and is a predicted model, not a curated record. Lineage: Eukaryota; Metazoa; Chordata; Actinopteri; Syngnathiformes; Syngnathidae.